UCCCCUCUCCCCCUCUUCUUUCCCACCUCUUCUAUCAACUCUUUCUCUCUCUCUUUCUCUCUCUCUCUCUCUCUCUUUAAACUCCUCCUUCCUUUCCUUCUUUUCCUCUUCACCACCUUCUUCUCUCCCAUGGUUCUACUCUUCCAAUCAUGCCUUCUCAGCCCCACUUCCACUUCUCUCUCCCAAGGUGGAUUGGACUGCUUUGCCACCGGGGGAACAAGCAGAAUGAGAGUAGCAACAAUAGCGUUAACAACAGCAGCAGCAGUAGCAGUAACAAUAACAUCAAUAUGGAUGACAACCCCAUCACUAACUCCAUAGAAUGUUAUGCCUGCACCCAGGUUGGCGUCCCUGUCUUCCAUUCCACUAGCUGCGACCACGCCCAUCAGCCCGAAUGGGUGGCCUCUGCUGGUUCAUCUCUUGUCCCUAUUCAGAACCGGCCGGAUCCCAAGAAGUGUCCCUCAUCCCGGGCCCAAUCGCGCCUACCCACAGGCCCGUUCGGAACCGUCCUCGACCCGCGUAGCAAGCGCGUCCAGAAGUGGAACCGCGCUUUCCUUCUGGCACGUGGCAUGGCUGUGGCCAUUGAUCCAUUGUUCUUCUACGCGUUGUCAAUCGGAAGAGGUGGAGCUCCGUGCCUGUACAUGGAUGGUGCGUUAGCCGCAAUCCUGACUGUUCUCCGCACGUGCGUGGACGCCGUGCAUUUGUGCCACCUGUGGUUGCAGUUCAGGUUGGCGUACGUGUCGCGAGAGUCACUAGUAAUUGGGUGUGGGAAACUCGUGUGGGACGCACCUGCCAUCGCCUCCCAUUACGUGCGCUCCCUCAGAGGGUUCUGGUUCGAUGCGUUUGUGAUAGUGCCAGUCCCACAGUUUGUAUUCUGGUUAGUUCUUCCCAAAUUGAUCAGAGAAGAGCAGAUUAAGCUCAUAAUGACAAUACUUCUAUUGAUCUUCAUGUUCCAAUUCCUGCCUAAAGUGUAUCACUGCAUUUACUUGAUGAGAAAAAUGCAGAAGGUCACAGGUUACAUCUUCGGUACUAUUUGGUGGGGUUUUGGCCUUAAUCUCAUUGCCUACUUCAUAGCAUCUCACGUUGCUGGAGGAUGUUGGUAUGUUCUUGCUAUUCAACGUGCCGCUUCGUGCCUCAGGCAGCAGUGUCAAAGAAGACCAAAGUGUGACCUCUCUUUGUCCUGCUCAGAGGAGAUCUGUUAUCGGUUUCUGGUACCGGCAAGCACAAUUGGAAAUCCAUGUGCUGGUAACUUUACUACCACUAUCAGAAAGCCAAUGUGCUUGGAUACUACAGGGCCAUUCAAAUAUGGAAUUUAUAAGACUGCUCUUCCUGUCAUUUCUAGCAAUUCUUUUGCUGUCAAGAUCCUUUAUCCCAUAUUCUGGGGUUUAAUAACCCUCAGCACCUUUGGCAAUGAUCUUGAACCCACCAGCAAUUGGAUAGAAGUGAUGUUCAGUAUAUGCAUAGUGCUCAGUGGUUUGUUGCUCUUUACUUUGUUGAUUGGGAAUAUCCAGGUGUUUUUGCACGCGGUCAUGGCAAAGAAGAGGAAAAUGCAGCUGAGAUGCAGAGAUAUGGAAUGGUGGAUGAGGCGGAGACAGUUACCAUCUCGUUUGAGGCAGAGAGUUAGCCAUUUUGAACGACAAAGAUGGGCAGCCAUGGGAGGACAUGAUGAGAUGGAAUUAAUCAAAGACUUACCUGAAGGACUCCGAAGAGAUAUCAAACGCUACCUUUGCUUAGACCUCAUUAAGAAGGUACCUCUAUUCCACAACUUGGAUGAUCUUAUUCUUGACAACAUCUGUGAUCGGGUUAAGCCUCUUGUAUUCUCUAAAGAUGAAAAGAUAAUUAGAGAAGGAGACCCUGUGCAAAGGAUGCUGUUCAUUGUUCGCGGACGUAUAAAGAGAAGCCAAAGCCUCAGUAAAGGCAUGGUAGCAACAAGUGUGCUUGAACCAGGAGGGUUUCUGGGUGAUGAGCUGCUCUCUUGGUGCCUUCGUCGCCCAUUCAUAGACAGGCUUCCAGCCUCAUCUGCUACAUUUGUUUGUGUAGAAUCCACGGAAGCAUAUGGUCUUGGUGCAGACCAUCUUCGUUACAUCACAGAUCACUUCCGCUACAAAUUUGCCAACGAAAGGCUUAAGCGAACUGCGAGGUAUUACUCAUCGAAUUGGCGAACAUGGGCAGCAGUGAAUAUACAAUUUGCUUGGCGGCGAUACAGGACGAGGACUAGAGGUCCGAUGAUUCCUGUAAUAGAAAAUGGAGGCACUGAACGUCGGCUACUGCAGUAUGCUGCAAUGUUCAUGUCAAUCAGGCCACAUGACCACCUCGAAUAAGAACUUGUUUACCAACUCUUCUCUUCUCUCCCUUGUUUAAUAAAAGUAUUAUUUCUUUCUUUAGGCAAAAAAUUUCACCAUGGUAAGCCAUGGAAUAGUUACUUUCUUUUUUUGUAUGAUGUGAGCAUUGGAAAAUAGCUGCAUUCUUCCCAAGGAAAUAAAAUGUUUAUUUUUCGUUCA
Molecule: messenger RNA, 2498 nt
Organism: Hevea brasiliensis (rubber tree)
Lineage: Eukaryota; Viridiplantae; Streptophyta; Magnoliopsida; Malpighiales; Euphorbiaceae
Product: cyclic nucleotide-gated ion channel 2
Exons: 8
Coding region: 150-2318 (722 amino acids)
Biological process (GO): monoatomic ion transport; transmembrane transport
Cellular component (GO): membrane
Molecular function (GO): monoatomic ion channel activity
Source: RefSeq, a predicted model, not a curated record